UAUUAUUUUCUAUUUGGCUGGCUUAUGUUUGUCCUACAUAAUUACCUGUUCCUUUGCCGGCUUACCUGUGCCCUCACAUCGAAUCAAUAGUCCGUCCAAAUUUUCCCAGUUGGAGAAGGAAGGACGCGGUACUACUUAAGAAGUGAGUUGAUACAUUCCCUUAUCUUUACGUGCUAGCUUCCAGUUCUGCCAUUUGCCAAUUUCCAGUAGUGUGCUCCGGCAUCGGCGAUGGCCAAGAUCACAGGAACAGCCACAUGUGCUCUCUUCAUCUUCUUCUCCUUCGCUUGCUGCCUGCCUCCUCUUGCUGGAUCCUUGUCCUUCGACUACCCAACCUUCCGCUCGGAGGACCAGAAGGCCAUCAAGAUCGAAGGUAACGCUUCCUUCAGUGUCGGGCACAUCGACAUUAGCGGCAACAACUGGGACGUCCGUAAGAGCCAGGGGCGGGCGUCGUACAGUACCCAGCCAAUGUUGCUGUGGGAUGGGCACACAGGCGAGGUGGCUAGCUUCACCACCAGCUUCUCCUUCAUCAUCAACCCCAAGUCCAACAGCAGCAGGGGGGCUGGCAUGGCCUUCUUCCUUGCCAGCUACCCGUCGAGCUUACCGACUGGGUCUGCAGGUUACUACAACCUCGGUCUCACGAACCAAAAAGAUGGUGGUGUGGCGGCAGGCGACAACCGGUUCGUGGCGGUGGAAUUCGACACCUCCAAUGAGACCGAGGUAUCAGAUCCCACUGUGGACCACGUUGGCAUUGACAUCAACUCGUUAAAAUCGGUGAAAACAUUGCCCCUGCCAAACUUCAGCCUCACUGGAAACAUGACUGCCGCAAUCCAGUAUGACAACGUUUCAAGUAUCAUGUCUGUCACACUAUGGCUUGGUGAUGGUCAUGGCCAGAAUUACAGCCUUAGCUCCAAGGUUGAUCUCAAGAGUGCAUUGCCGGAGCUGGUUGCGGUUGGCUUCUCGGCGUCGACGGGCAAAUCCGUUGAGCUGCAUCAAUUGCUUUCUUGGCACUUCAACUCAUCGCUGGAGGGCAAGACGGCAACAGUAGUAGCACCGCCGGUACUACCACCACCCUCCUCGAGAACUUCCAGUUCCGGAGUCAUAGCAGGAGCCGUUGCUGGGGCAUCGCUGUUCCUCGUGGUGUUCUUCUCCAUGUCAGCCUUCUUGCUACGUCGCCGUCAGAACAAGAAGAAGAGGGAGGCAAAGGAGGAGGAUAUGGACUCGGAAGGCGAGGUGAUCAUGGAGAUAGAGUUCGGGACGGGGCCAAGGAGGUUCCCGUAUCGGCAACUCACCAACGCGACACGGAACUUUGCAGCGGAGGAGAAGCUCGGGCAAGGUGGCUUCGGUGCGGUGUACAGAGGCCACCUGAGAGAGCUUGGCCUCCCCGUGGCCAUAAAGCGAUUCUCCAAUGAGUCAUCCAUGCAAGGGAGAAAGGAGUACACGUCGGAGAUCAAUGUCAUCAGCCGGCUGCGCCACCGGAAUCUGGUGCAGCUUGUUGGCUGGUGCCACAACCACGAUGAGCUCCUGCUGGUUUACGAGCUCAUGCCCAACCGUAGCCUCGACAUCCAUCUCCACGGCAAGGGUACCUUCUUGACAUGGGCGAUGAGGAUGAAGAUAGUCCUCGAGCUUGGCUCUGCACUGCUCUACCUCCACGAGGAAUGGGAGCAAUGCGUGGUGCACCGGGACAUCAAGCCCAGCAACGUGAUGCUGGACGAGUCCUUCGGCGCCAAGCUGGGCGACUUCGGGCUCGCGAGGCUCAUCGACCACUCCGUCGGGAUGCAGACGAUGACCAUAGUUUCCGGUACGCCGGGCUACGUGGACCCCCAGUGCCUGAUUACAGGCCGCGCCAGCUCCGAGUCGGACGUGUACAGCUUUGGCGUGGUCCUGCUGGAGGUGGCGUGCGGGAAGAGGCCGAUAAGCACAUCCGCUAACAAGCAGGGCGUCUCCCGGCUGACCGAAUGGGUCUGGGACCUGUACGGCCAGGGAGCCGUUCUUGAGGCGGUCGACGAGCGGCUGAACGGCCACUACGACGAAGUGGAGGUGGAGCGUGUGAUGGUCGUGGGGCUCUGGUGCGCUCACCCGGACCCGAGCGCGCGGCCGUCCAUCAGAACGGCCAUGACCACGCUGGUGUCCAAGGAUGCCAAGCAGCUGCCCGUGCUGCCGGCCAAGAUGCCCGUGCCCACGUACGCGCCCCCGAUGGCACCGUGGGACGGGCAGUCGUCGUCUUCAGGGUUGUCGACGUCCACCGUGACGCGGUCGUCGACGACGAGCGGCUACACGGGGCCAGCGCCAAUGGUGACACCCAGGGCAUGAGUACCGGCAGGUCCAUGUCGAGAUCUCUUUGUGGCGGGUCUGAACAGAAAUGUCUCCGUUCUUCAGGGCUUCAUUGUGAUCGUGAACUGAAGUGUCCAGCAUGACCGAUGUGCUCGCAUCAAAUGCUCAUGAGCAUGACUUCUUGAGUUGUAGUAUCAUAUAAACGACGAUGUGUGUUUUACCUUUGGGAAACACUUCUCUACAGAAGUCUGAUGAGAAUCAUUCAACAGACUCGUCGGACAACGUCGAUUUGUAUUUGAUCUCACGGCUGAGAGAUGCCCGAAAAUCAAGCCUGAUAUUAACCACCCAAUUUUCUGGCCCAUGCCCUUUAUUCUCUCCCUUAAUUAACUCCCUAAACCUCCCUCCUGUCCAGCUGUGCACAUCGCUAAGCUCGCCAUGCCCGUCGCCGCUUCUCCUCUAUCACCCAGCACGAGUUUCUGACCCACACAUCUGCAGCCUCCGUUCCACCUCGUCGCUGCCCCAUCUUGCGGGCGGCUGCACGGGGACUGACCCACCACUUGCUCCUUGUCGUGCUUAAUUCCGCCAGGAUUGGAGCCUUUUCCACCUGCAGUUUUGGCCUCUGAGGCUCUGAUCCACCUCGUCUGAGAGCCGUCUCGGUUUGGACACGAGGCCAACUGGGAUAGGCUCUCACGCCAUGCAGGAGAUAGGAGGGUGGAUUACCGGGCGACAUUGCAUCUCAGCAUUGCAUGUACAAGUAGGCCACGAGGAUGAAGCACAUGUGAGUCCCGACUGAUGCACAAGUUUAAAAAUGGAUUGCGUGUAGCAUAUUUUGUAUUGUUCUUUUUCCAUUGGGAAUUUUCAUUAUUUUAAGCAUUGUAGAGUUCUUCUCAAUCGCUCGGAUUUGUUCAUCCAAUUUUGUUAACUCUAUCGCAUGAUUAUGUCUCGGAUUGCAGGGAGCACAGAAGAAGGUAGUAAGAUGCAACACGUCCACAAGGGCACGGUGCUAGUGACAAUCUUUGCAUUUAUGCUUGCAGAUCAUGUCACUGCCGUAGAUGGGCAGUGCUUCGUGAUCACCAUAGAAGCAAAUUUUCCGUUUAACCGAGAAAAAUAUUCUAGAUUGCGGAAACAUAUUCCCAUGUUUAAAUAUAUGUUUUCAACAAAUAUAUGUUCUCUAAUAUAUGAAAAAUAGUAAGCAAAAUAUAUAUCUUUGGAAGUAUGGCGUCUGCAUUGUGCCCAGGCGAUGCGAAACCUGGUCACAUGCAUGUAUUAUUUUUGUUGUAUAUAUGGAAGCAAAUUCUCAUU
This is a messenger RNA of Triticum urartu, 3573 nucleotides long. Lineage: Eukaryota; Viridiplantae; Streptophyta; Magnoliopsida; Poales; Poaceae. The record is from RefSeq and is a predicted model, not a curated record.